Saxophila tyrrhenica is the source of this 2859-nucleotide messenger RNA. It is a transcript of the gene cbp3, whose product is annotated as Serine carboxypeptidase 3. The transcript has 4 exons. The record is from RefSeq and is a predicted model, not a curated record. The coding region runs from base 1 to 2859 and encodes 952 amino acids. Lineage: Eukaryota; Fungi; Ascomycota; Dothideomycetes; Mycosphaerellales; Extremaceae.
AUGGCAGAAGUCGCCGGGGCAAGGUCCGAUGCACAUGAACAACGCUCUCAAAAUCAAGCGCCGACAAGUGAACGUGAUGCUAUCAACAUCGACACGGCUGUCAAUGGGAAGAAUGAGCUCCAUUCGAUCGCUGCUGACGACUCGCCGCUAUCCCAGGCUUCCACCGUCGCCACUGAGCAGAGAGACUCCAAGCAUCCUUUCGAGACCAUCAUGUCUGAGUGCGAUGGGAGAGCCCAACCUGAGCCCUGCUGGGCGCUGCCGCCUCAUUACACCUCCGCGCCCCGACCUUGGAGAACCACCCUCAUGCGAGCAGGGCCAGUUUCGGGGUUUCUUGCUAUGUUUGUAGCAAUCGGCUCUAUUGCAGUCUCUCUUGGCAUACUCGUCGCCUCGGAUGGUGCAGCGGUGUCAGGCUGGUCUGCUUCGCCUUCUAUCUAUUUGGCUACGUGUACUGCUAUCGCGAACCUGGCAAUGAGAUAUGCAUGCAUUCAGGGCGUUGUGAUAGCAUGGUGGGUCAGAGCAAGAAAAGGAUCAACUCUCGCCAGACUGCACUAUGACUGGCGAUCAGGGGCGACCCUCGGAGGUGCCCUUGCUGCUGGAAGGCGCACCGGCUUGCUGGGACUUGCAACGAUCUUUUCUACUCUGGCACUCAUCGACGGUCCGCUUCUCCAACGCUCCAGCUCGGUGGUGCCGUCAACCUUGCACGAACCUGUGUCACUCCAGGUUUCCAUGGCUCAGGAGAUAGCUAGGGGCAGUACCGGCUUCUGGAUUGCUAGCGAAGAGAUGGAUUAUGGAACGCAUGUCAACACGCCAUUCAAUAAGACAAUGCCAGGUGUGGACGGGACCAAAGUCUCCAACGACAUUUGGACCUUCACAGAAGAUUUCAUGGAUGAGGUCGCAACGCUCUACUAUUCAAACGCGCCUUUGCCGGGACUGGUUCAUGGCUGCGUAGACAAGUGUCUCGUAACCAUUCGAGCGCCAGCAGUUGCAGUGGUUGAGUGUACGCCUUAUUCAAUCUCGGUUGAUUACCAUGAGGCAAUGAGUCUGCUUGCUGUACAGCGGGACAGUACCGGAGCAGGUCCCCUAAACCAGCAAGCGUUCGUGACUGCCGCGGCUUUGGAUCCCACAGGACAAUCGCAUGAGACGAUUAAUCUCCUGGCCGGGUACUCUACUACAACGGAUUGUGCCGGCACCUAUCAUUACACCGCCUGCACGCUCCAGUCCGCCAUUGGAGAAUACAACAUCACUGUUGCUGGAAAUUUGUCCUCCAUUGAGACUCUUGGCACCCCACGCAUUGUCGCCCUCGCGAACGACACACGAACGAACGGCAUCGUUGAAGGAGGAGGACAUGCGUCCACGCUCGCUGGCGUCAUGGCUAUCUACAGUGAGCCGUGGCAAAGCCAGGUGACCGCCUACAACGAUCGCGGACGCGUCUCCUGGCAGACUUAUAACCAACAGCGCCUGUUUCAAUAUGAAGGUGACUACAGCGGGGAUUGCCCGUCGUUUGUAGAUCCACUUGGAGAUAUGAUCGCUUCUCUGAACAAGCUUAUGGUGUACACUGGAGCUGCGAUGGCUAGGAACGAUUUCGCCUGGCUCGACGCUCGGAUGGAUCCUGGGAUUGCCGCGCAGACAAACACCACCGUCGAAGGCACUACUGUUGGCGAUCAGAACGUUUUCCGCACGGAUUACUGGUGGUUCCUUGCUGCCGCACUAGUUGAGAUCACCUGUAUAUGCUUCGUAGCGCCGACGUACUGGGGCUACUGGAGGCUUGGGAGAUCGAUGUCGUUUUCGCCGCUGGAGAUCGCUAAGGCUUUCGAGGCACCACUGCUUGCGGGAUGCCAUUCUAAUUCAACAGGUCGCGACCUCGCGAGGGCAGUGGGCGACAUGCCUGUCAAGUAUGGUUCUGAGGGCAGCGAUGAGCUUGCUUUUGUCAGUCCGAAACCGUUUCGAGGUCGUCAGGAUCCAUCUUCUCCGAUGUUUGAGAAGCAGAUAUCGCCAGUUCUCACCACCACCCCAUUCCGACAACAGCAACCCGCGCCAACAGAGCACUCCUCCGACCGGCCCCCCUCCGCUCCAAUCCAAAACUUCGCCUCCUCCAUCCGCUCCAACAAAGCCCUCCGCAACACCACCGAGCCCUACAUCGCCUACGGCAGCACCGAAGACCUGUACCUCCUCUGCUCCGCGCCCGCCGCCUACACCAUCCCCUCCCGCAACGCCUCGCCCCCCGAACCCGCGCCUACCACCUCCGAUGGCGAGGACCUGGGUGUGCCUGAUAACGCGGAUAGUAUAUGGUUCCGCCCCAAAGCGCAGGGUGGGUUGGAGCUGGACGUGACGUUCCACACCUGGGCGCAGAUUGUGUUUCUGCAUAUGUACCUGUUGACGGUGCGGUUACGGACGUUCCCCGCGGAGCAUGCGAAGAUCUGGCAUCAGCAGUUGCUGGAUCAUUUCUUCUAUGCUGCGGAAGACAGGAUGGCGACGUGGCAUAAUAUCUCCGCGCGCAGCGUGAGGAAUAAGUAUCUUAAAGACCUGUGGCAGCAAUGGCGAGGCGUGAUUCUGAGCUACGAUGAAGGGUUGGUGAAAGGGGACGCGGUGCUUGCGGGUGCUGUGUGGAGGAAUCUGUUCAAGGCGAGGGUGGAGACGGAUGUGAGGGAUUUGGGGUUGGUGGUGGCUUGGUUGAGGAAGGAGUUGAAGACGUUGGAGGGGAUGAGCGAUGAGGCACUUGCGGAGGUGAGGGUGCGGUUUGGGGAUCUCGGGGCGCCAGAGGUGGCGAGGGCGUUGGAGAGGAAGAGUGGGAAGAUGGAGAAGCCGUUUACACAGGAGGAGUUGGCGGAGGGAAGUGGGAAGCAGGGUGGUAAGGCAUAG